This is a messenger RNA of Cadophora gregata, 5398 nucleotides long. RefSeq lists its product as uncharacterized. Gene Ontology annotation, biological process: protein ubiquitination; Ras protein signal transduction. The record is from RefSeq and is a predicted model, not a curated record. NCBI's taxonomy places the organism in Eukaryota, Fungi, Ascomycota, Leotiomycetes, Helotiales, Ploettnerulaceae. Bases 2784 to 5105 code for a protein of 773 amino acids. Gene Ontology annotation, molecular function: zinc ion binding; ubiquitin protein ligase activity. Gene Ontology annotation, cellular component: cytoplasm. The transcript has 4 exons.
UCGCUUGCGGCUUGUGAAGAUGAACAGGUAGGUACCUACCUAGAGUUGAGUUGAAAGUGGACACACUCACGCAGACAGUUUUGAAACAGAAAGGAUUUGAAUUACAUCGAAGAUAGCAGUAGCCCAAGAAUGGCCACAUUCAACCUCAUCACCACCAAGUUGCACUCAGACCCUCUGAAAGACUGCCCCUCAGAAUUCCCCCACCUCAUGUCCACCUGCAGCUUUCCAAUUCCAAUUGAAUGGACAGUCGGUAUUUGCACGUGACUCCUCCGAGGUCGGCAUCAUCCCGGGUAAAUCGUACCUUGAGGUACCUUAGUCACCGUUGGCAUUUCGCCAAGAUCCUCCUGCUUUGCUCGCUUUGUUCGUAAUCGCAAUCUCUGUCGCUGAUGACGCAGGAGGUCGGCGGCACCGACAUGGACAUGACAUGAACCUUUGCGAGUGCAGCAUGAGAGGAUUUCCUGCCUUUUUGGGGGGGAUGCAAACUGACUCGACGGCUCUCUUUUGUACUCGAGACGAUGCCGAGACAGGAUGCCGGUUGGCGACCUCAAUCACACCUAAGCUACGUAGAAGUUGGGUGCAUCGCAUCGUCCAACGCUUCCAGGUCUCGUGUUGAAGGAGGUGGGGUCGAGAUCACCUUGAGGGCUCACUUCCAUUCAGGUUCAUGCAGCGGUCAAAGUGGGCCAUCUUCUACAGUAGAAUCGGCCUUGCCCGCUGCCUUAUCGCUUGGCUCGGUGGGCUCGGUGGGUUCAUCUUUGCGGGGAGGUGAUGGAUGGAUGGGAUGCCCCAUGGGUCGAUAUCAGACUUGGAGAAAGAGACAUGAUGACAAAAUAUUGGGACAGGUCAGCACAGUGCAGCGACAUCAUAUCCUUUGUGCAUGAGGCUGUCCCGGAAUAAUACAUGAUGGCAUGGAAUGGCCAGGUAAAAUGUGAAUGUUCAUAGCAUACAAGUAGCCAAGUCUCGAAGCUUCCUGGUGAUUCCCUCAAUUCCCCAAGCACGCAAGCCAGCAACAGCAAAGCCGCCAGGCCGCCUCCUCGCUCUUGCUCUCGCUCCAGCCAUUAACUUCACUUUACUGCCACAGCCACGCCAUCCCUCCGCUCCACGCAGCGCAGAGUCUCGCUCGCACGAGUGUUGCCGUUGCCGUUGCCUCCUUCCUUGUCCUGCUUCUCCCUCUGCCUCGCUCGCCGCGGUGAAUCAUCGAAUCAGGCUGCACCUGCCAGAGCCUGCCAGCCUGCCAAUUCCGACCUCUUAGCGCCCCACGCUAGUCUCCCCGCCGCGCCAUAUAAGCAACCACUCUCGCCCAACACCGCCCAUUCCUCUCUCUACAAACCAUCUUCGACUUCUCGAACAAAUCCAACUCGCAAGUCAACCUCUUCAAUCAACAUCAUCUACCACAUCCCCAAUACAUCUGAAUCUCCGCAACCAUGCAGAUCUUCGUCAAGACUCUCACUGGCAAGACCAUCACUCUCGAGGUCGAAUCCUCGGACACUAUCGACAACGUCAAGAGCAAGAUCCAGGACAAGGAGGGAAUUCCUCCCGAUCAACAGCGCUUGAUCUUCGCAGGCAAGCAGCUCGAGGACGGUCGCACUCUCUCAGAUUACAACAUUCAGAAGGAGUCUACUCUUCAUCUCGUCCUCCGUCUUCGUGGCGGUAUGCAAAUCUUCGUAAAGACCCUCACUGGAAAGACCAUCACCCUUGAGGUGGAAUCCUCUGAUACUAUCGACAACGUCAAGUCGAAGAUCCAAGACAAGGAGGGCAUUCCCCCUGACCAGCAACGUCUGAUCUUUGCCGGAAAGCAACUUGAAGAUGGCCGGACUCUGUCUGAUUACAAUAUCCAAAAGGAGUCCACUCUUCACUUGGUCCUUCGUCUCCGUGGUGGUAUGCAGAUCUUCGUGAAGACACUCACUGGAAAGACAAUCACUCUGGAGGUUGAGUCGUCCGACACCAUCGAUAAUGUCAAGUCGAAGAUUCAAGACAAGGAGGGUAUCCCACCCGACCAGCAACGUCUUAUUUUCGCCGGCAAGCAACUCGAGGAUGGUCGCACUUUGUCCGACUAUAACAUUCAGAAGGAAUCGACUCUCCACUUGGUUCUCCGUCUUCGUGGUGGUAUGCAGAUUUUUGUCAAGACUUUGACUGGAAAGACCAUUACAUUAGAGGUUGAGUCUUCGGACACAAUUGACAAUGUUAAGUCCAAGAUCCAGGAUAAGGAGGGUAUCCCACCCGACCAGCAGAGACUCAUUUUCGCUGGUAAGCAGUUGGAGGAUGGCCGUACGUUGAGCGAUUACAACAUUCAGAAGGAGUCUACCCUUCAUUUGGUACUCCGUCUUCGUGGAGGCCAAUAAGGGCCUGGGGCUUUCUCUUUCUUUUCGAUUUGCGUGGCGUUUGGUAUGGCUUGGGGGAUAACCAUGGCACGUACAUAAGCAUGAUCGUUGCACUGGUAUGUGCACAAGGAAAUACUUGUAUAGUCCAAUAAAAUAACUAUUCGGACUCUUCAAACCAUGGCAUUGACAUUUUGUGAUGUGACAAUAUAUUAUGAUGUUCUAAUUUAAACGUCUGUACGGUGAUUGGAAGGUACAGAUAUCCUUUCAGUUCUGACUAUAAAGUGAGGCUAGACGAGGCUGAUACUUCUUCGGUGUUUUUCAGUGUUCCCCUUCACACUUCCCUCCAAACCACAUGGAUUUUUGCUUAUUAACGCGCCACGCAGAAACGUCUAGAAUUUUAUCAAAACUACUCUUAACGUUCGUCAUGAGGCAUACUGUACGCAAGGUAGCUGCUCCACUGAAAUUAUGCCAUCUUACUUCUACCAUCUGAAAUUCGAACUAUAUCCCUAUCCCUCUAAUAAGACCGAGAACAAAGCGACAAAAGCGUCAUCCAAAUCUACAGCUCAUACCACACCACGUUCUAAAACGAUAGAAGAACAAAAAGGGCUCACGAGAGCAAUCUGGGUUCCGCCUCCUGGCAGUGACAUAUUCCAAACAGAAGAGUGGCCAGCCCACGAAGCUGUCAGGCAAGACCUUCGACUCAACACACGAACGAAAAGUCCAGGCUCCGUAUCACUUGGCCAGAAUACAUCGAUCAGAGCUCGAGAGAGUGACGAAACCACUGCUGCAGCAGGAGGUGUAAUCGACCGCGGUGCUCGAGCAGUGCGGGGUCAUUUGCCCUUGAUCCCAGAAUCUGAAGACUGCACCACUAUCUCCCCGAACCAAACCCUCGAGUUCCCGACCCCGAACCCGAUUCGUGUCCCCACAGAUCUGCAAACCGCGGUCAAAGAUUGGAGGUUUGGGCGUGUGAGGAUCGAGGGUCUAGAUAUGAUGGAGAGGCCGAAACAUAGGAGGGGUGAGAGUAGCUCUGCGGUUGGAGGCGUUGGGUCUGGCAAUGGGACUGGGAAUGGGAUUAAUGCCGGUCUUGCGCCGGAAGCUGUGGGUUCGUUGGGCAAAGUCACAAAGGCACUGUAUAAGCCUCUUGAGCAGGGCGGAGCGAAGAAUACGGAGCUUGGGUGGGGUGUGGUACAUCUGUAUCGGGAUGGAGAUCCGACUUCAACGCAGGAUGUGAGAGAAGAGGACUUAUAUGAGGCUGAUGAGGAAGGACACUCGGUGGGAGAGGAGGAGGAUUGCACGACGCUGUGCAUUCCGGCUGUUCCCAGCUAUCUUACUACGAAUGAUUUCCUUGGCUUCGUGGGCGAGAAGACGAGAAAUGAAGUCAGUCAUUUUAGGAUGGUUAUGACAGGGAGGAUGAAUCGGUAUCUGGUUCUUAUGAAAUUUAGGGAUGCUGCUGUGGCGAGGAGGUGGAGGAAGGAGUGGGAUGGGAAGGUGUUCAACAGUAUGGAGCCAGAAACUUGUCAUGUUACCUUCAUCAAGUCGAUUACUUUCCAGACACCAAACUCCUCAAAUCCCAAUACCAGCUUCCCAGAGCUAUCUCAUGAUCCUUUCACACCCUCUUCAACUCCCGCGUCCUCACUUAGACCAUUCCCUCCACCAACACCGAACCUGGUCGAACUCCCCACAUGCCCAGUUUGUCUGGAGCGUAUGGACGACACGACCGGUCUCCUCACUAUCCUCUGCCAGCACGUCUUCCACUGUGAUUGUCUCCAAAAAUGGCGUGGUAGCGGCUGCCCGGUCUGUCGACACACCAACCCAUCGCUCUCCCUCACCUCCCCAAACUCACCUUCAUAUCCGCCAGACCUACACAACCCUCCCUUCGGCAGUGGUGAGGCCUCUCUCUGUAGCGUUUGUGACUCCACAGACGAUCUGUGGAUCUGUCUCAUCUGCGGCAGCGUGGGUUGUGGCCGCUACAAAGGUGGUCACGCAAAAGACCACUGGAAGGAAUCAGCGCAUAACUUCGCCCUCGAGAUCGAGACACAGCAUGUCUGGGACUACGCGGGUGAUAUGUGGGUUCAUCGCCUGAUCCGCGGGAAAGGCGAUAGCAAAGUCAUUGAACUUCCCGCAAGAGGUCACAUGGCCGCUGGUCAUGUCAAUAACGAUGAGGAAGAUAUGGUACCGCGGGAAAAACUAGAUAGGAUUGGCAUGGAGUAUACCCACCUUCUAACCAGCCAGCUCGAAAGCCAACGUGUCUACUUCGAAGAACUAGUCAGCAAGGCAGUAGCCAAGGCUUCAGCUGCCUCGUCCGCCGCUGCUUCUGCCUCAUCGCGCGCCGACGAAGCCCUCAACCAAUUGCGCACCCUCUCCCUCGAAAACAAGACCCUCAAAGAUGAAAUCAUCACCAACUUAGAGAAAGACCUCGCGCGCGAAAAGCGAAAAGCCGAGAAGAGCGGCGAGAUCGCCCGUGGCUUCGGCAAGAGCCUGAUGGAGGAGAAGAAGGUCUCUGAGGGGCUGAUGGAGAGAAUUGGGCAUGUGAAUAAGAGGAUGGAGGGGCUUGAGGAGGAGGUUAGGAGGGUGAGGGAGGAGAAUGAGGAGUUGAAAGAGAGUAAUAGGGACCUGUUGUUUAGUAUUAGUGCGGAGGGAAAGAUUAGGGAGAUGGAGGAGCAAGGUGGAGAGGAUGGUGCUGCUGGGGGUUUGGAGAAGGGGGAACUUGAGGGGGGGACGUUGAGUCUGCCGCCUGAGAAAGUUCCUGCUGGGAGGAAAGGCAAGGGGAAAGGGAAGGGGAAGUGAGGUGGUAUAUUACGGGGCUUUGCAUGCCCAAAGAAGGCGUUCGGUAGAUAUUUUACAUAGCAGCCGUUGUGAUGGAAUACCCUGGGAUGGAGUUUUACCUGAGUCUGCUAUCAGAAUAAGUACACAAGAAUUGUUUUCUCUUAUCUCUAUGUCGUCGAUAUCGAAGCUCGGCUUCCUCGGAUGCCAUCUCUUCAUCAUCAGUACAACGGAGCCAGCCAUACAAUAUUCAUUUCCAGCAACGCAAUUCAAACCAGCUCAGAAUCGGAAUAGCUGAAACAACAUUUAUUUCUCCC